AAAAUUUUUAAACAGUAUAUUCAAAGCUGCCUUAUAAUCGCAAUAUAUUGUAGAAAUUGAUUUUUUGUGCCUAAUUUUUACUGAAGUAUUUCUAAUUUUUUGGAAAGUAUAAUGCAUUCUCUAAAAAUAUUUUUCUUGUUUUACUGCACUUUCUUCCCGGUACAAGCCAGUCUGCAAAUCAUUCGCAGAAAGGUGAAAUUGCCGAAUGUUUCUUCAAAGGAAGAUUAUUGGGAUGAUAACAGUAAAAGAUUAUCAAAUAGCGAAUGGUCACUAAUUGAUAAAAGAGCUUCGGACGCAUUUGAAGAUCUUGAAAAUUUGCAACCAUUUCCAUUUUCAUAUAUACCAAAACAAAUAAGUUUUUCGGAUAGCAGUGAACCAAUAAGAAAAGAACCAUGGUAUCAACGAUUUGAUUUGAAAAAUACGUUUAAAAAAUUAUAUUCUAGUGGAAAGGAAAACUUUUUGAAUGUUAAGCGUGGGACUACAAAUAAAUUGAAAAAGAUUUUCUAUUCAGAGAAAGACAGUGAAGAGAUUUCAGAUUCUAAUGAAUAAGCUGUAUAUGCAUAACAUCAGACAAAAACUGUGUGCGGUAAAAUUUAUUUUUUCUUAAAUAAAAAUAAAAAUUAUUUACUUAAUGUUUAUUUGAAAGAAGCUACAUUUAUACCAUCGCAUCGUUUAUGUAGAUGCAAAAGAAGAAAUUUUUUUUAAAAUCAACACCGGCAGAAUAAUAAUUCAAAUUUUAUUGGAUCCUUAAAAGUAGGGUAAUUUAUUUAAUUCUGAUGAAUGAAUAAAUAAUUUAAUUAAUUAACACCAAUAUUCUUCUAAUUGCUUUACGCAGAAUUCAGACCAAAUGCAUAAUUUAUUGCUUAAAAAGAAAAAAAAUUUUGAUCUAACUAUAUGUAAAAGAGAUUCAAAUAAACAAUUAUUGAUUUCAA
Messenger RNA from Leptopilina heterotoma, 932 nucleotides. RefSeq lists its product as uncharacterized. Lineage: Eukaryota; Metazoa; Arthropoda; Insecta; Hymenoptera; Figitidae. The transcript is spliced from 5 exons. Bases 112 to 549 code for a protein of 145 amino acids. The record is from RefSeq and is a predicted model, not a curated record.